This is a messenger RNA of Nicotiana attenuata, 1206 nucleotides long. RefSeq lists its product as uncharacterized. NCBI's taxonomy places the organism in Eukaryota, Viridiplantae, Streptophyta, Magnoliopsida, Solanales, Solanaceae. The transcript has 4 exons. The coding region runs from base 1 to 1206 and encodes 401 amino acids. The record is from RefSeq and is a predicted model, not a curated record.
AUGACAACAAUGAGAGCUCUUAUAGCAACAACAGUAAAGAAGCAAUGGCAGACUUUUCAGUUGGAUGUAAACAAUGCAUUUCUGCAUGGGGACAUCCAUGAGGAGGUGUAUAUGCAUGUGCCACUAAGGCUAGAGAAUGAUAAUCCAUGCCUAGUCUGCAAGUUGAACAAAUCACUGUAUGGCCUUGUUAAUCUACUUCGACCAGUUCACAUGAGAUGUAUAUCCUGUGGGCCAGAAUCUUUAUCUGGUUCUUCACGACAAACAGAACACUCCACAAUACACAUAACUGUCUAUGUAGAUGAUGUUAUUAUCACUGGGACAGAUGAUGUUAUUAUCACCGGGACAGAUCUUUCAGAGAUUGCUCAGCUUAAGCACUUCUUGCAUGAUCAGUUUAAGACCAAGGAUCUGGGAAGACCACAUUACUUUCUUGGCCUGAAGGUUCUGUAUAUAGCUGACUGUGUGAUCAUUUCACAAAGAAAAUUUGCCCUGGACAUACUUAAGGAGUAUGACUGCCUCCCUUAUAGUAGUCUUUCUACUUCUCUUGAUCCCAAUGAGAAAUUGAGGGCCAAUGAGGGAGCACCACUGUCAAAUCCUACAUAUUACAGAAGACUAGUAGGAAAAUUAAAUUUCCUUACAAAUACCAGAUUGGACAUAGCCUUCAGUGUGCAAUAUCUCAGCCAGAUCAUGCAGGAUCCCAGAGAAUCACAUUUGAAAGCAGCUUUUCACCUGCUUAGGUAUUUGAAGAAUGACCCAACUCUAUGGAUUUUUUUAUCCAACGAGUCUGCCUGCAGUCUGAAGGGUUACUGUGACUCAGAUUGGGCAGCUUGCCCAGACUCUAGGAGAUCAGUUACUGGAUACAUAGUCCUACUAGGGAACAGUCCAAUUUGUUGGAAAUCCAAGAAACAAGAAACAGUUUCCUUGUCAUCAGCAAAAGCAAAAUACAUGUCCUUGAGGAAACAAGUUUCAGUAUUUUGUGAUAGUCAAUCUGCUUUGCACAUAGCCAGAAAUCCUGUUUUCCAUGAAAGAACUAUAGAUAUCGAGGCCGAUUGCCAUUUUGUGAGAGACAAGCUUCAUGAGGGCCUCAUUUCUCUACAUCACAUUGCUACUGGUGCUCAAUUAGCAUAUGUCCUUACCAAAGCCCUCACUGGUGUUAAACAUUAUGCUCUUUUAAGCAAGUUGGCUGUGAAACCUUCACCUCAAACUUGA